CAGGCGCUCUUAGAAACGCCUCAAAAGCUGUUUGCCUUGAUUUUGACGCCGACCCGAGAGCUGGCCUUUCAGAUCAGCGAACAGUUGAUGGCUUUGGGCUCCAGUUUUGGCCUGAAAUGCGUGACAAUAGUGGGCGGAAUGGAUAUGAUUAGCCAAUCGCUAAGUUUGGCGAAAAAGCCGCACAUAAUCGUCGCCACUCCCGGCCGACUGGUCGACCACUUGGAGAACACCAAAGGGUUUAACUUAAAGAGUCUGAAAUACCUGGUGCUGGACGAGGCCGACAGGAUCCUGAACAUGGACUUCGAGCAGGAAGUGGACAAACUGUUGACUGUCAUCCCCAAAGACAGGCAUACGUUCAUGUUUUCGGCCACAAUGACCAAAAAGGUGCAGAAACUGCAGCGCGCGUCCCUCAAAGACCCGGUGCGCGUGGAGGUGUCGUCCAAAUACCAAACGGUCGAUAGUCUGCAACAGUAUUACGUGUUUAUUCCCGUCAAGUAUAAGGACUUGUAUUUGGUGUAUAUUCUGAACGAAUUGGUCGGCAAUUCAUUUAUGGUUUUCUGUAACACUUGUAAUAAUACUCAACGAAUAGCACUACUGUUGCGGAAUCUGGGCUUCACAGCCAUCCCAUUGCACGGGCAGAUGAGUCAAUCCAAACGACUCGGUUCUCUCAAUAAGUUUAAGUCUAAGACACGAUCCAUUUUGAUCGCCACAGACGUGGCCUCCAGAGGUCUCGAUAUCCCGCACGUGGACGUAGUCCUCAAUUACGACAUACCGACGCACAGCAAGGAUUACAUACACCGCGUGGGCCGCACGGCCAGAGCCGGCAGAUACGGAAAGGCCGUCACGUUUGUCAGCCAAUACGAU
Messenger RNA from Oppiella nova, 864 nucleotides. The record is from the annotation of a GenBank genome assembly. NCBI's taxonomy places the organism in Eukaryota, Metazoa, Arthropoda, Arachnida, Sarcoptiformes, Oppiidae.